AUGUCUGUUUCGGAGCCAAUUAAUCACCCGAACGUGCCUCUAAAGGAUACGAAACCAACAUACACUUGGAAAACUUCCGUUGGCGAUUGGUUUCGACACCUGUGGAGCAAAAACUUCUCUGACGCAGCGGUUGAGAAUAGACUUCUUUCUCAUUUGCCCUUCUAUCCUCAAUCAGAUGGCAAAAGAGUAGCACAGAUUAUCGACACAGAUCUCGGCGACGGCAACCUCGUGCACGAGUUUCUCGUGGAGAAUAUAGAACAGCCCGACGCGGCGCGCUCGCUCUCCACCACCAAUACCGUGAAAGAUAUUGUUCUUGUGCAUGGUUAUGCGGCUUCUCUUGGAUUGUUCCUAGAGAACUUCUCUGACUUGUCGUCCAUUCCGGGCGUGAGGCUCCAUGCAAUCGAUUUGCCGGGCUUCGGAUUCUCGUCGAGACCUAAGUAUCCUAAUUUUGCUCGCGAGACUAAAGAGGAUGUCUUUGAAAAUGAGGAUUGGUUCAUUGACCGUUUGGAGCAGUGGAGAAAGAAGCGUGGUAUCGAGCGCUUUGUGCUAAUUGGCCAUUCCUUUGGAGGCUACUUGAGCUGUGCAUACGCUAUGAAGUACAACACAAACCUUAUAGAUGCGGCCACGGGUGUUUCACAGCGCAUGAUAGAGAAAUUGGUGCUUGUCAGUCCAGUCGGUGUUGAGCGCCACGAUAAAGCUCUCACAGCUCCUGCCCCGGGGAAACCAAUGGCUGGGGAUGAUGAAUUGCCAAACCCUAUAGAAGAAGUCACACGGAACCAAGAAGAGAUUGUCCAUGAGGAUCAAGUAAGUCAUGGUACAACUGUCAACUCUUCGCGCCUUGGUGCAGCCAAUUCUUCGAUUUCCUCGAAUGAGCAGGACGCCGAGCCUCAGUCUGCCACGAAGCGUCUGGCAGAGUCAACGAGUAAGACCAGCAACAUGUUGAGAUGGUUGUGGGACCACAACUGUUCUCCUUUCUCCAUCACGCGAAACAUUGGCCCUGCGAGAUCGAAAAUGGUGUCGAUGUGGACCAGUCGUAGAUUUUCGCACGUAUACUUCUCAGAUCCUACCAAGUUUCAGAGCAUCCACGACUACUUCUACCGAGUGUUCAAUGGUGCGGGAAGUGGUGAGUAUGCCAUCACCAGAGUUUUGGUCUGGGGAGCCUUGGCAAGACUCCCGCUUCUCGAUCGUUGCCCCCAGAAAUUCGUCAAGAUGGGUCUUCCGACACUUUGGUUGUAUGGAGAUAACGACUGGAUGGAUGGCAAAGCCGGCUUAGAGAUGACCGAGGAAAUCAAUCAGCUUUCGCGCCAGCAAGGUAAAGGAACUUUAGCAUACUACGGUUUGACUCCUAGCGCUGGUCAUCACUUAUACCUUGAUAACCCCAAAUCAUUCUCGAAACUGAUCUUCGACUUCCUCAACGUUCAAAAGUGA
Molecule: messenger RNA, 1428 nt
Organism: Australozyma saopauloensis
Lineage: Eukaryota; Fungi; Ascomycota; Pichiomycetes; Serinales; Metschnikowiaceae
Exons: 1
Coding region: 1-1428 (475 amino acids)
Biological process (GO): phosphatidic acid biosynthetic process; lipid homeostasis; cardiolipin acyl-chain remodeling
Cellular component (GO): mitochondrion; mitochondrial inner membrane
Molecular function (GO): A2-type glycerophospholipase activity; lysophosphatidic acid acyltransferase activity
Source: RefSeq, a predicted model, not a curated record